Neodiprion virginianus is the source of this 2452-nucleotide messenger RNA. RefSeq names its product palmitoyltransferase ZDHHC3-A (gene Dnz1). Bases 308 to 1138 code for a protein of 276 amino acids. Gene Ontology annotation, molecular function: protein-cysteine S-palmitoyltransferase activity. The record is from RefSeq and is a predicted model, not a curated record. The transcript is spliced from 4 exons. Gene Ontology annotation, cellular component: Golgi apparatus; endoplasmic reticulum. NCBI's taxonomy places the organism in Eukaryota, Metazoa, Arthropoda, Insecta, Hymenoptera, Diprionidae. Gene Ontology annotation, biological process: protein targeting to membrane; peptidyl-L-cysteine S-palmitoylation.
UACACUCUCUCUCUCGCUCUGCCAAUCACGGGGCAAAGCCGCAUACAAGCAUUGGGCACAAUGUUCAAUGUUCCCUUCUAGUCCUGACGUGCACCUUGGCGGAAUUCUUGAAAAUUCUGUGCGAAACUCCAUCAACAUUUUAUCGGCAAAUCAGUCCGGUGUGCUCCGGUGUCGCACCUGUUCUUGUAACAUCGUGUCUACAGUAGCUAGUGACAGGUAUACAAUCAGAAUGUAAGUCUAAAGAACCAACUCAGCAGCUUUAGCGAAUAGGUAUGGAGAAAGAAUGUGACUUCGAGGAAAAUAAAAAAUGUUUGUAAGGGAUCCCUGCGGUAUUGUUUGCAUUAUCGUUACGUAUAUCGCUGUGUUUUAUGCUGACUACGUCGUUGUGCGAUGGAUUGUUCUACAUACAAUGCAAGACAGCUUAUGGGGUCCUUUUCAUGUGGUGACAUUCAAUACGAUAGUUUUACUGCUUAUGAUGUCUCAUCUGAAGGCAGUCUGCAGCGAUCCUGGUCUCGUACCUCUUCCACAGACAAGGAUGGACUUUUCAGACAUCCAUACAGGUGGAAACAGGGAUGAAUCUGACGAAAGAGAUGAUUGGACAGUGUGUACUCGUUGUGAAACUUAUAGACCACCAAGAGCCCAUCAUUGCAAGAUAUGCAAACGAUGUAUCAGGAGAAUGGAUCAUCACUGUCCAUGGAUAAAUAACUGUGUGGGGGAGCGAAAUCAGAAAUAUUUUAUACAAUUUCUGGUGUAUGUUGGUAUACUAGCCUUAUACGCUAUAACACUGGUCAUCCUCUCUUGGGUCUUCGAUUGUCCUGAAUGCAGCGUUGACGUGGCAAUAAAACAAAGUCGCAUUCUACAUUGCGUCAUACUUGUACUGGAGUCGGCGUUAUUUGGAAUGUUUGUGGUAGCAAUUCUGGUGGACCAGUUUCAAGCUAUUUUAGGCGAUGAGACAGCUAUAGAAAGAAUUCAAGGAAACCAUCAUCAUCAGCAUGCCAAUAAAACUACCCCUCGUACAUUAACUCUUCUUGCACAGGUCUGUGGUAAGAGUCAUCCAGCUUUGUGGUUACUUCCAUGUCACAAUCCUCCUCGUUACUCGUACCGUAAAGAUGCUCAUUUAAUUGACCAUCAAGUUUAGGGGUUUAAUAAGCCUGAGGGAGAAAUGCAUGUUCCAAAUGUCCUGAAAUCAAUUUUUUAGGCAGCAAUGAAUCAACUCGUCGGUAAAACUGAUCAAACCUAACAACUGUAAAUCAAAUGGUCACUCAAUGGGCGCAUACCUACUUGAUUUCAGUCAAUGGUGUGGCAAUAUUUACAAUUCUUUUAAUAAACUAGUCUUAGAUUUGUCAUUAGGUUAGUUUAUCAUUUCUAACUAUGCCCAAAGCCUAUUGAAAGCAAUAAUCAGAAGAAUUGGAAGCAACUUUUAACAAUCCAUUUCGUAAAUAACAUUCAAGACAAAUUAUAGUGGUAUGCUUGUUGUUGGAUGUCUUGCACUGAUCGAAACUGAAUCAACUAUUGUUCGAAGCACUCAAUUUUGAACAUUUUAAAAUCUGUAAUCUGUGAAUAAAUUUGUUAAUUAAUUACAAGAUUCAAAUAACGAUAGAUCAAUUUUGCAAAGAAAAUUGAUUUCAUAGUUGGAUGGACAUGACGUUUUCUUAUGUACAAAAACACAUAGUUAAUACUGAUAAUGGAAAUUGAAUGCAAUUCAAAUUAAAUUCUUUUGCUUCCAUCAAGAAUUAUGGAUUUCAAAAGUCUGGAAAUGAUCAAUUAUGAUUCAACUGUCGAGAACAUAGCAAAUUGUAUAUCGUCGAUUUGCUGAGAAAAUUCAUGACAGAAAGACGAACUUAAUUAGUAGCAGAUACAUAUCAAGUCGAAAUUUUUUGUAUUGUUGAUUCCAUGACUCAAAUCUGAAUAAGUUAUAUUGCGAUGCGAAGUUGACAUUUGCUAAUUGGUACAUCUUCUAGGGUUUUUUUUUUUUUUCUUUUUAAAUAUAAUACCCAACUUUUCGCUGAUGCAAUCUAGUCAAUUUUCGCAGCAAGACGACGUUAAAAAUACUGUAAUUUUGGUAGAUACCCAAAAAAACUUCCCAAUUAUAUAUUUAUUUACAAUCAAAUUGAUCAAUCUAAGAUGAAAAUCAUUAAUUAAGAUUUUAAAUAACUUAUUGAACUGAAAUUGACUAAUCGCACAUUAAUAUAUUAAAAUAUUUAAUUUCUUAUCAUAAUCAUUCAAAGUUGGAGAUGGUAUAUCAUUCCAUUGAUUGUCAACAAUAGGUUUAUAUUGUAAUUCUUUAAGACUCUUAAAUUAAGAGUUUCACUUAAAGUGGAAUACACAUUGUAGAUUUACAUGAGUAGGCAGUAUUUAUGUUAAGUUUUUAUUUUCCCAAAGCAUGAUUUUGUUUUGAUAAAGCUUUAUGUUAUCAAGUAUUGAAUGUAAAAUUAAAAAAAAUGCAAAACAA